UUGGUGUGAGCUUCGGAAGGUGUUUUCCUUGGCAAUAAGAAAUCUGAUUAGGUAGUUUGUGCCCAGCAUCUGGCAAUUAUUCAACAAGUGUGAUGGCAGUAGGUGAGAAUGAAGAGGCUGUCGCGCUAUCAUCAGAUAACAAGGUGAAAUUUUUAUGCAGCUAUGGUGGGAAGAUAUUACCGAGACCAACAGAUGGUCAGCUCAAAUAUGUUGGUGGUGAAACCCGUGUUGUCGCAGUUUCUCGUGACAUUAACUUCUCAGAGUUGAUGAAGAAAAUACGAGCAAUAUACAACGGAGACGUAGUCCUCAAAUACCAGUUGAUACCUGAAGAAAUGGAUAUCUUAGUGUCUGUAACAAGUGAUGAGGACCUCCAACACAUGCUCGAUGAACACGAUCGUCGUGACACAAAGUCGACUGAAAGCAGUGGAUUGCCGAGAUUGCGAGCAUUCUUGUUUUCCCCCAACCCAGUUGUAGUUGAAAGCCAAGCAGCGACCACUAACAACACCAUGGACAACCAAGGACUCGAGCAGCGCUAUAUUGAUGCCAUCAAUGGAGUUGUACGCAGCACCCCCAUCAAUACAAAACGAACCUCCGGUAGCAUAAGCCAUCCCAGCACCAGCUAUUCAAUUUCAUCUAGUGGCUCAUCCCCUAAAUCAGUAGCCCCAGAGAGCGUUUCCACCGACCAUAAUGUAUCAAUUGAGCACUCGAGUGAUCAACAUCUUGGUCAAAGGCGUUUUAUGCAGAGGGUCCAUAGUUCACCCAACCUGUCCAGUCUUGCCAAUGCCAACACUAGCUACCCUAAUCCCAGUCAACAACACCAGAAACAAUUCCACCCCUGCUACCCCCCCUCAACCUCAAGAUUACCAACCCCAUUUAAGGGUGGUGGUGGAGGUGGACACAGAAGGCUAUCAGGCGGCCCAAAUGAGCUUGGAAGAAGACAGUUGGGUCCUUGCCAGAGCUGUUAUUACAACCCAACAAGGUGGCGUGGGGGAUGCGCUGAUUGUGGAUAUAUUGGUGACAGUGGUUUUCACCAGAGUGGGGGUUUUGAAAUGGCAGGUGGAUUUCCUCCCUAUCCCAUUAGGUCCAAACCAUGGGAUUAGGGCAAGACCGUGUUUUCCCUUGUUUCGUUUUCUGGGCGGU
Messenger RNA from Nelumbo nucifera (sacred lotus), 1140 nucleotides. RefSeq lists its product as uncharacterized. NCBI's taxonomy places the organism in Eukaryota, Viridiplantae, Streptophyta, Magnoliopsida, Proteales, Nelumbonaceae. Gene Ontology annotation, molecular function: protein binding. The record is from RefSeq and is a predicted model, not a curated record.